AUGAAGUACGUGCUGGUCACUGGCGGGGUGGUGAGUGGGCUCGGAAAGGGCGUCACGGCCAGCAGCAUCGGCGUCGUCCUCAAGGCGUGCGGCCUCCGCAUUACGUCCAUUAAGAUAGAUCCUUACCUUAAUACGGAUGCUGGGACUAUGUCGCCCUUUGAACAUGGUGAAGUGUUUGUGUUAGAUGAUGGUGGUGAGGUCGACUUGGAUCUUGGGAAUUAUGAGAGAUUUCUUGAUAUUAAACUGACCCGGGACAAUAAUAUAACCACUGGAAAGAUCUACCAAUCUGUCAUUGACAAGGAGAGGAAAGGGGAAUACUUGGGAAAGACUGUGCAGGUUGUACCACACAUCACAAAUGCCAUACAAGACUGGAUCGAGCGUGUUGCGAUGAUACCAGUGGAUGGGAAAGACGGACCAGCCGAUGUCUGUGUGAUAGAGCUGGGGGGGACAAUUGGUGAUAUUGAAUCUAUGCCAUUUAUUGAAGCUUUGGGCCAGUUCUCUUAUCGAGUUGGUCCUGGUAACUUCUGUCUGGUGCACGUGAGUCUUGUUCCAGUUCUGAAUGUUGUUGGUGAACAGAAAACUAAGCCAACUCAACACAGUGUGCGUGGUUUAAGGGGACUUGGGCUCACCCCAAAUAUUUUAGCUUGUCGCAGUACUAAGGAACUGGAAGAAAAUGUGAAAGAGAAACUGUCUCAGUUCUGCCAUGUGCCUGCAGCUAACAUUGUCACUCUGUAUGAUGUUUCCAAUAUUUGGCGUAUUCCUUUGCUGCUACGGGACCAAAAAACACAUGAAGCUAUUCUUAAAGUUCUGAACCUUGAAAGCUUUCCUCGUGAGCCCAAGUUGGACGAAUGGGUCACAAGAGCUACUGUAUUUGACGCCCUUCAGGAUACUGUGAGGAUUGCUAUGGUUGGGAAGUACACUGGCCUAUCUGAUUCAUACCUCUCCGUCUUGAAAGCCCUCUUGCAUGCUUCAGUUGAAUGCCGCCGGAAGCUUGUUGUUGAUUGGGUUGCUUCUACAGAUCUUGAGGACUCCACCAAAAUUGAGGCACCUGGUGCUUAUGAAGCAGCAUGGAAUUUAUUGAAGGGUGCUGAUGGUGUUUUAGUACCUGGUGGCUUUGGAGACAGAGGUGUCCAAGGAAAAAUCCUGGCUGCUAAGUAUGCCCGUGAAAAUGAUGUAGCAUAUCUUGGUAUAUGUCUUGGAAUGCAGAUGGCUGUUGUAGAGUUUGCUCGGAAUGUCAUGAAUCUCUCUGAUGCAAACAGCACUGAAUUUGAUCCCAAUGCCAAGACCCCAUGUGUUAUUUUUAUGCCUGAGGGUUCUAAAACACAUAUGGGUGGCACAAUGCGCCUAGGAUCAAGGAGGACUUUUUUCAAAGUUGCUGGCUGCAAGUCUGCUAAAUUGUAUGGCAAUGUGGAUUACAUAGAUGAGAGGCACCGCCACAGAUAUGAGGUGAAUCCUGAUAUGGUGCUUGAGUUUGAAAACGCAGGACUUCAAUUUGUUGGCAAAGAUGAGAGUGACAGGAGAAUGGAGAUAAUCGAAAUACCCAAUCACCGAUAUUUUGUUGGUGCACAAUUUCAUCCGGAAUUCAAGUCAAGACCUUCAAAACCAUCUCCCCUAUUUGUGGGGCUAAUCGCCGCCGCAUCUGGGCAAUUGGACAAGGUGCUACAGGGCUGCUCCAGUGACCAUGCCAUUCCUGCUAAGCAUCAUCUGAGCAAUGGUCCAUAUGUGCCUACCACUGUACAACAAAACGGGCACCCAAAGAAGCUUGCAAAUGGUCUAUCAAAUGGAACAUACUAUGUCAAUGGGAAUGGUGUCCAUGCCUAG
Messenger RNA from Brachypodium distachyon (stiff brome), 1821 nucleotides. RefSeq names its product CTP synthase. Gene Ontology annotation, molecular function: CTP synthase activity; identical protein binding. Gene Ontology annotation, biological process: pyrimidine nucleobase biosynthetic process; CTP biosynthetic process. Lineage: Eukaryota; Viridiplantae; Streptophyta; Magnoliopsida; Poales; Poaceae. The record is from RefSeq and is a predicted model, not a curated record. The transcript has 21 exons. Bases 1 to 1821 code for a protein of 606 amino acids.